UUUCGUGGUGUACGUUCUAAGAAUCUGUUAACUACCUUUUUAAACACGUCAGUUAAUAAUUAUUGCGGUAAGAGUAAAUUGAAUUUUGUUAUGAAUUGACAAUGGGUUUCAAAUGAUGGUAAAUCAACAGAACAGAAAAUUUACAUCUUAAAAGGAUUUCCUUUUAGUGAAAGAGUUCAUAUCUCAAAGACGUUCAUAUUUUAAAGAACAAAGUUUUCUGAUUUUAUGAUUUUUCUUAUUCACAUCGAUCGUUAUCGCUAUGCUAGAGGAAAUAAUUGGGUUUAGUUUAUCGAUUUUUUCACUUUUCGUAACCGAAACGCCGAGAGUGUCUUUAUCUGCCCAACAUGAGCAAGAGGACGCGAGUACUGAUGGUAAUAUACAUUUUAGACUAAUGGAAAAUGAUUCCAGAAGUAGAUUUAUAAACAAAGAAUAUGACCAGUCUGAUUUGAACGACGAAAGUGAAAUCUUCAUGGCUGAUGGAAAUCAACUUGAAACAUACUGCAAUAACAUGCAAAAUUCCAGAAACUUUAAAUCAUCAUUGUGGAAAAGUUUAUCGACAAGUAUCAAUCUCACGUUUGCUACCAUCUUGCCAACUCUUUUUGCUUUGACAUUGGUGUAUAUUGACACGAAUACCACCUACAGUUGUUUGGCAUGGCGGAAUUACAAAAACAAGACAUUACCAUUAUCUGUGAAACGUGUUCACGUCUUUGGUGAUUGCGUGGAGUCGUUUGUGUUAUAUUUAUGGUUUCCAUUGUCAAUGAUGAUGUUAUUCGGAUGGAAAGAAUUUAAAGAAAAGUUCACAUCUGCGCUUUAUGUUUGUGUCAUAUUCGGGGAAAUGGUCGUUAUUUAUCACUUGAUUUCAUUUCAGUUCAACUUUUACGAUAUACAUAGUUACUACAGAAUCCCUCCAAGUAUUUUAUUUUGUGUCUCUUUAUUUUGUUCCGGCUUUGUGAUCCUUUACAAUAUUCGUGCUUGUGAUCAGCAGGUCACUUACUCUAAUUGUCAUAUCAUAGCGCUUCUUCUGAUGGAAUUUAUAUUUUGCGCUUUCAUCUCUUACGCUAACCGGUACGAACUUAUUCCUGCGUUUAAUGGCUUUCGCAAAGAGCUGUAUAAAUUUCUCGUGGCGUUAACCUCUCCAGCACUCACUAUUAUUCCUGCGAUUUUAUGUAAGCAUAUGGCUUUGAGAAGAAGUGACGAAAUCGUUCAUCCAGGUCGUAGUUUCAUUUUGGUAUAUGUUAUACGAGGAGCUGCCAUAUUUAUCUUCAGAACAAUGCAGUCCGACUUCAAAAGUAUUUCGCUUUUUAUUGGUCUUUCAUUGUUUUCAGCGGUUUUGAAUUUUCUGAAAAAAGCCACUCAGCAAAUCUGCUACAACGUUUGGAAACGAAUAAUAACGAAAUUGCAGGGUUUAGGCUGUUUUCAACGACUACAAAUUUUACCAUGGAACACUGCACCUGCAAGACUGUUAAAAGCUGACCUUGAAAUUCAAGAUAUACUUUUUGAAUAUAAUACUCUUGUUUUAAGCCAAGCCUAUCUGAUCUUUUACCAGCUUGAAAGUUUCAAAAUCGAUGUUAGACCUUUGUUAUUGGAGUUUGUCAAAAGAAUUUCGAUUGGCCUUGGGAUAGACUUCAUCUUUAACUGUCUGUCUAACUUUGUGCAAAUGCAUUAUUUCAACAUUCCUAUUGGCCGCGUUUGGAAGAAAUACUGGAAACGACAUUUGUUAGCCAAUAUUGUUGUUACUUUAAAUAUUAUUGCAUACUAUAGUUUAGAUUUUAAUUCCGUAUUUAAAGCACAUUUUCACGAGAUGAGAGAAGAUUCUGUGAAAUAUCCAAUCAGAAACUGUUCACUUUUUUAACAAUUCAGAAAAAUAUUUUUCGUCAAAUGCUAUCAAGCAAAUAAGAAAAUAUUUGCAUUUUAUUUAUGUAGCGAAAGUUGUGAAAAGUUUCUUCUUAUUGUUA
Messenger RNA from Xenia sp. Carnegie-2017, 1955 nucleotides. RefSeq lists its product as uncharacterized. NCBI's taxonomy places the organism in Eukaryota, Metazoa, Cnidaria, Anthozoa, Malacalcyonacea, Xeniidae. The record is from RefSeq and is a predicted model, not a curated record. The transcript has a single exon. Bases 260 to 1852 code for a protein of 530 amino acids.